AUGAACACAACGACAUUGCUUACUCAACUCAAUAUUGAUGAGACGCUAGUAGAAUGCAUAUAUUUAUUUGGUUCACAUGCAUACGGUACAGCAAGUGAGCAACGUCAAAGUGAUUACGAUAUCGUAAUGGUACUCAAAUCAAACGCAUUCGAUAGGCAUCCAUUUUUUAAAUGGAAAAAUCUAAACUGGUUAGUAAAACAUAAUUGGAUAAAUCCAAAGUUUCGUAGCUUAUUUUCUGGCGAAUCGGAUAAAACAUGUUUUAAAGAUUUGGGUGAUAGAGAUGCACAAGUAUGGAUGUACAACGUGGACACCUUUCGAAAACUUUUAACGACAAACACUAUUUUUGCUAUCGAAUGUUUUUUUCUGCCUCCGAAGCUUAAAUGGAUUGAAAAAACGAAAUUUGCUGAUGAAUUUCGCAUUGAUGAUCAUAUGUUGGAACAAUCAGUGCUGAAUCAUUCGCGAUCUCAUCUUUUCAUGGCGUGUAAAAAUAUGACACAAGCAUUAUUUCCACAUGAAAAUGAUGAUAACGAGACUCGAAAUGCAAUUGCUAAAUUGUCAAAAGAUCCAAUAUGGAACCAUGCAUUAGUGCCCAUAAAUUAUAGCUUUUACAAAACAAAAAAAUUGAUAUGGCAUUCAAUUCGUUUGCUGUAUUUUGGUAUCAAUGUGAAACGUUUUGGUCAAUUGAUAGAUUAUACUGCUGCGAAUUAUUUAUAUGAAGAUCUUCUUGCCAUAGAAUCACACAAAUGGAUAGACUUUGCCAACAAAUAUAUUCCUAUUUAUAAUGAAUUAACCAAUGAGUUCAUAAAUCUUACACGAGAUCCAUCUACGUUAUCUGAUAAAAUGGAUUUGUAA
This is a messenger RNA of Adineta steineri, 852 nucleotides long. The record is from the annotation of a GenBank genome assembly. Lineage: Eukaryota; Metazoa; Rotifera; Eurotatoria; Adinetida; Adinetidae.